This is a messenger RNA of Iphiclides podalirius (scarce swallowtail), 1833 nucleotides long. NCBI's taxonomy places the organism in Eukaryota, Metazoa, Arthropoda, Insecta, Lepidoptera, Papilionidae. The record is from the annotation of a GenBank genome assembly.
AUGCGCUUCAAUGAAGUAAAUAUUUCCAUGGCGAGUCCGCCGGGAGGCGCGGGCGCGCCGCGCGACGACGCGCCGCGACCGCCGCCCCCGCCCGCGCCCCGCAACGGCACCCCGCCCAAACAAGGCGCCUUGACAAUAGUCCGUCGCUCGUCCAGCCGUGGCAAAGGCGAGGGCUGCCCCACGCCCACUGAUGAACAGCUGGACCAGCUAGACUUGGAAACAGAGCACUUGCCCGCCGUCGACACGCCCGAUGCCUGCGACAAAGCCGCUCUUAGACUACGCUAUCUGCUAAGACAGUUGAACAAAGGUGAAAUACCCGCGGAAACGUUGCAAAGGAAUCUACAGUACGCCGCCAAAGUCCUCGAAGCUGUCUACAUAGACGAAACGAAGGAUAGGAGAGGGGCGGAGCCGCCACGCGUGCAGCCGGCGACCCUCCACAGGCGACGCCUUCGCACACCGUGCUGGGCGAGAUGCUCAGUUGACAAACCGAACGCAGCGAAGCGACUGGCGGACGAAGAUGACGAACUGUCGGAAGUUCAACCGGACGCCGUGCCGCCGGAGGUCAGGGAGUGGCUGGCGUCGACCUUCACGAGACAGCUGGCGACCUCGAAGAGGAAGUCGGACGAGAAGCCCAAAUUCAAGUCGGUGGCGCACGCCAUCAGGGCGGGCAUAUUCGUGGACAGAAUCUACAGGCGGGUGACAAGCACCGCGCUGAUGCAGUUCCCACAGGACGUCGUCAGAGUUCUAAAGACACUUGACGAGUGGUCCUUCGACGUGUUUGCUUUACACGAGGCGGCAGCUGGAGCGCCAGUGAAAUAUCUUGGAUAUGAACUUCUCAACAGAUAUGGAAUGAUUCACAAAUUCAAGGUGCAAUCCACAAUCCUGGAGAAUUUUCUCAGCAGGAUAGAAGAGGGUUACUGCAAGUUUCACAACCCCUAUCACAACAAUUUGCACGCCGCUGACGUCGCGCAAACCGUUCACUACAUGCUCUGUCAGACCGGACUCAUGAAUUGGUUGUCGGACCUGGAGAUAUUCGCGACCCUCGUGGCAGCGGUUGUCCACGACUUCGAGCACACCGGCACCACAAACAACUUCCACGUUAUGUCCGGCUCCGAAACAGCCCUUCUCUACAACGACCGCGCCGUGCUCGAGAAUCAUCACAUCAGCGCCGCUUUCAGGCUCAUGCGCGACGAGGAGUGCAACAUUCUGCAGAACCUGUCACGCGACGAGUUCCGCGAGUUCCGGACGCUCGUGAUCGACAUGGUGCUGGCGACGGACAUGUCGUUCCACUUCCAGCAGCUGAAGAACAUGCGCUCGCUGCUCACCCUAGCGGAGCCUGCCGUCGACAAGUCCAAGGCUGUCUCCCUAGUACUUCACUGCUGCGACAUAUCGCAUCCUGCGAAGAGAUGGGACCUCCACCACCGUUGGACAAUGAGCCUGCUCGACGAGUUCUUCCUGCAGGGUGACAAAGAGCGCGAGCUGGGCCUCCCGUUCAGCCCGCUCUGCGACAGGAACAACACUCUGGUGGCGGAGUCCCAGAUCGGCUUCAUCGAGUUCAUCGUGGAGCCCAGCAUGGCGGUCUGCGCCGACAUGUUGGAGUGCAUCCUGGGCCCGCUGCAUUCCAACACGAAGAACUCGUCGAGCAGCGGGCAGGAGCCGAUCACUGAAGAGGGUUCAGGUGGGGAAGGCAGCAACAAAUUCAAAAUUCGGAAGCCAUGGGUGGCUUGCCUGGGCGACAAUAAAAAGAUAUGGAAAGAGCAAGCGGCAAAAGACGCUGAAGCCCGCGCAAAGCUUGAAGACGAGAGCAAUGGUGUGCCGCCAGUAACAGAAGAA